Adelges cooleyi (spruce gall adelgid) is the source of this 4951-nucleotide messenger RNA. RefSeq names its product protein PALS1 (gene sdt). NCBI's taxonomy places the organism in Eukaryota, Metazoa, Arthropoda, Insecta, Hemiptera, Adelgidae. Bases 557 to 3616 code for a protein of 1019 amino acids. The record is from RefSeq and is a predicted model, not a curated record. Gene Ontology annotation, molecular function: protein binding. Gene Ontology annotation, biological process: establishment or maintenance of epithelial cell apical/basal polarity; establishment or maintenance of polarity of embryonic epithelium; generation of neurons. Gene Ontology annotation, cellular component: plasma membrane; adherens junction. The transcript is spliced from 17 exons.
ACAACACAUAAACGGUCGUCGGCGGACGCUUGGUGCCGCGACAAUACAGCAUAACGCCGCCGUCGUUCCCGGCAAUAGCCGCCGCCGCUACAGAGAUAAAAACGCGCGGCGUCUUACCUCCCCCUAACCGGGCCCGGUACAUACCUCGUUACCAGUAACCCAUGGAUAAUAGUAAUUAAACAAUUUUCAACAUCUCCAAAACAGUUAAAUAUAGUUCAACUUAUCUGUUUUGUUUUACGAACAAUACUUACAUACAAUUUUUUUUUGUUUUUGUAAUCGGUUGUUAAAUUUUUUUCGAUCCAGCAACAAAUCCAAAAUCAAAACUCGGAAACGCAAUCGCCGUCGCAGGAGGUCUAAGAAUUAUUCGGUGGGCUAUGCCCCAAAUAGGACCAAUCGAAAACAAACAAUAUGGCUGAGGACUCGGAUUCGGACUGCGGGAGUGACAACGAAGAAGACGAAGAACUACAAUUUGGAUUAGCCAAAUCAUAUUAUAUAUACUACUAUCAGGGUUGUGGUCGUUAACAUGCCUUGAACUGUUAUCGAUUUAAUACUCACUAUGGAUCUCAGCGGAUACGUACUUAUACUAAAAGAAACUGAAGAUAACAAAGCCAAACUUUUUGGCUCAAAAGUGGACCGUGCAGACUUCGAAACAGGCGAUGAAAUUUUUGCUAUCAAUGGCCAACAGAUAGCAGAAAUGACUCGAGAAGAUUUGCUGGCAUAUCUCUACCAGUGUAUAGUCACCCGAACCAUAUGCUUGAAUUUAAAACCUCGAUUAAAAAAAGUUGUAAACACUAGUAUCGAUUCGGCAGGAUCGGAUCUAGGUCAAGUUCACGAUGCGUUUUUCAUCGGCAUCGAGGACGAAGCCAAAGAACGAUUGGAACGGCUGGCUGCCAGCAAACACAUCACGCCGGUCGAUAUCACCAAAUUGGCUCAUCAGUUAAUGCGUCAAUUACACCCGACCACCGAUCUCAACGGGUUUUUCGACAAUAACACAAGCGGUAUUUGUGAGGGUGACGAUAACGACAAACCUGAAGACCAUCCGGAUUCCAGACAGUCUUCCAGGAGACCCAGCUCGCCGUUCAACAACGGUUUGACGGAGGUCCUAAUCGGCAAAGAUGAAGGCAACAAUAGACUGAAAUCGUUCGACGAGACCAGCGAGGCCACAAACAGGUCUCGUCGCAGAAGUGGCGGCAUUGUCCGCGUGGGCAGUGAAGUCGGUACGCUGGAAAAAAAGAGAGCGGUCGACGACAACGAUAGCGAAACGCUGGACAUGAUGGUCAUGAUGAGCACCCUCGACAAUGGGCCUCACCGCGAGAUGGCCGUCGACGUACCAGAGUCGUUCAUUGCGCGCAACAAGACUCCGCCGCGGUACCCACCGCCCUCCAGGACCGCCAACCGCAUUGCCAACGGCACACAGAACGGCUCCGCAGUGCUGGACAAACAACACUCCUCGGAACCGCCGCCUCCGCCGCCCCGGUCGGAUGUCAUCAAACAGCAGCUCCUUCACCAGGCCGCCAGCAUCAACAACAACACGAUUGUUACCGUAUCGUCGACGGAACCCACCAAGGAGCAGUUGGAGAGCAUCAAGAAGUACCAGGACGCUUUGCGGAAACGGAAAGAAGAAGAGGACAGGGUCGCCCAACAAAACGAAUUUCUCAACCGGUCGCUGAGGGGAUCGAAAAAGCUUCGGGAACUCGAACACGAGCCACCGGAAACGGGUAUCGUCAACGACGGGUUUUCGUCGGAACACGAUGACGCCAGCACCGCGGCCACGCCCACCGUCACCGCGGCCACCACUACCACGGUGGUCACCACGGAAGAAUACCAAGAACCGUACGAACCGAUCUACAGGGUUGUCGGGUACGGCGAACUGAUAGCCGCGCUGCAGAGGGUACACUUGCAGUUGAAAAAGAACGGCAUUUACAUCGGCAACAAGUCCGACCCGGACGUGGCCGUCAUCCAAUGCUUGUUGCUGAAUCCGGAAUUCGUCCGCGUGCUGUCCGUGCACAACAAGGUGCAACAGUUGUGGCCGCCCAACACCGCGAAGCGGCCGGCGACGGCGGAAGCGCAAAACCUGGUCCGAGACUGUCUGGAGGACAUCCAGAACUGCACGUUGUCCGAAGCUUCGGAGCUCGCCAAGCUGCUGUCUCAGUACGAGAUCGAAGGAGUUCUCUGGGCACACGACACCGUCGCGCAGGACGUGCUGCCGCAGGCCGAGGCGACUACCGAGAUGACGGUCACGUUGCCGAUCGGCGACCUCUCGACGUACGCCUCGUCGGAUCAACACCCUGCCAACAUCACCAUCAUCAACAUCGAGAAGACCAACGAGCCCCUGGGCGCGACCGUGCGAAACGACGGCGACGCGGUGAUCAUUGGCCGAAUAGUCAGGGGCGGCGCGGCCGAAAAGAGCGGACUGCUUCACGAGGGCGACGAAGUGCUGGAAGUAAACGGCGUGGAAAUGCGCGGCAAGUCCAUCAACGAUGUCUGUGAUAUCCUGUCGGUGAUGACCGGACCUUUGACGUUCAUGAUCGUGCCGAGCGCAAAUCGAAUUUCGUACCAGAACUCCAACGGAAACAGGGAAAACUUCAUUAUGCACAUGAAAGCGCAUUUCGAUUACGACCCCGAGGACGACGGGUACAUUCCGUGCAGGGAAUUGGGUAUCAGUUUUCAAAAGGGGGACAUCUUGCACGUGAUAUCGCAAGAAGACGCCAACUGGUGGCAAGCGUUCAGAGAAGGCGAAGAAGACCAAAGUUUGGCCGGUCUCGUACCCAGCAAAUCGUUCCAACACCAGCGCGAGGCGCUCAAGCAGACCAUCACCGGCGACAAGCCCAGCAAGGACAGGCCGAAAAAACAGAGCACGUUCCUCUGUGGCAAAAAGAACUUGAAGAAGAGAAAGAAGAAGUCUCUGUACCAAGACGGCGGUUACCCAAUAUAUUCGUCCAACUCUGACGAAUACGAAGCCGAGGAAAUCUUAACGUACGAAGAAGUGGCUCUGUAUUACCCCCGGGCGAACCACAAGAGGCCUAUAGUACUGAUCGGUCCGCCGAACAUCGGUAGACACGAGCUCCGGCAAAGGCUGAUGGAAGACCGGGAGAGGUUUGCCGCCGCCAUUCCUCACACCAGUCGAGCCAAGAAAGACGGCGAAAUCGACGGUCAAGACUAUCAUUUCAUCACCAGAGCCCAGUUCGAAUCGGAUAUCCUGUCCAGGAAAUUCGUCGAACACGGCGAGUACGAGAAAGCGUAUUACGGUACCUCGUUGGACGCCAUUCGGUCCGUGGUCAACUACAGCAAGAUAUGCGUGUUGAAUCUUCACCCUCAGUCUCUGAAAAUCCUCCGGAGUUCGGACCUGAAACCGUACGUCGUGUUCGUGGCACCUCCGUCGUUGGAAAAACUGCGACAGAAGAAAUUAAAAAACGGCGAACCCUACAAAGAAGAAGAGCUGAAAGAAAUCAUCGAAAAGGCUAGGGAAAUGGAAGACAAGUUCGGCCAUUAUUUCGACAUGAUCAUCAUCAACAACGACACCGAAAGAGCGUACCAUCAACUGGUGAACGAGAUCAACAGUCUGGAACGGGAACCGCAAUGGGUGCCGGCCACUUGGGUGAAAACCGCAUCAUAGCGCUGUUAAAGUCUCUCUUUUCACAAUAUUUAAUUGUUAUCAUUAUGUGUCGGUAUCGAUUUGCGAUUGCCGCAACAAAUUUACAACCUUUUUUUUUUUUGUAUGAUAAUUUUUAAAUUAUAAAAUAUUAUUGCAACGCACUUUGUGUGCGUUGACCACCUAGUUGACUGAUUUGAAAUGAUAAUAAUUUUGAAAAAAAAUUUACCUUCAAACAAACCACUCUAAAAGUUAAUAAAAAUUGUAUAGGAAUCGGAAAACCAGAGCUUCCCGCUUAUCGUUCCGACAUAUCGAUAAUAACGAUGAUAUUAAUUACAUAAUAUUGUUUUGUUGUAAGUACCUUAAAAAAAAAAAAAUUUAAACCCUUGCACGGGCGAUAGAAUUUUGUUUUGUAUAGAUUACAAUUAGGUUAAAAAUGUAUGGAAAAAAAAAACAAGUAAUGUGAUAUAAUAUAUUAUUACGCGUAAUAAUAUAUACUUUGUGUAUAAUAUUUUUAAUAAUAAUAAUAUAAUAAUAUGUAAAACCGUAAUUUUAAUAUAAGAAUAGGUACGAUGAUGAUUAAGAUGACUAGUGAAGAAAAAGCCAUCGACUUUGCCAUUUUUAGUUUUAUAAUUUAUUAUUGUAUUCAAAAAGUUGAAAAAAUUUGUAUUAUUCCCUUCGCGGUGUGCGCGUAGCGCUUAUCGUAUGAGACCGUUGUUUUUUUUUUAAUGUACUUUUACAUUGUGUUUUAUUAAUCUUUUGUUUAUUUUUAUUUUGUGUUUGUUUGGUCUUGUUGUACAACGUUUUUUUAAAAAAAAAAAAAACCCCUUCAUGGUAUAUAUUAAAAAAAAAGCAAAACUCAUACAUUUUUUAGAGUAGUCCCCCUUGUACCGACAAUUUAGACACCGUAAACUAUACAUAACAUGAUGAUACGGGUAUCGUUUAAGGGUUAAGGGUUUUUACACGUUUUCCGGGUCUUUUUAUAAAAUAAUAAUAUAUAAUAUUAUUACUCGACACGUUAUACACAGACGGUUUUCUUAGGGGACCGAUGUGGCGUUUCACGUUUUCCGUAGAUACGUUACGAUGGUAACAUUUGAGUUUUUUAAUAGUUUUCUUAUUAAUUUUUUGUUGUCUAAAGUAUUUUUACCUUAUCGUCGAUACAAUACAAUAUCAUCGAAUACAUCUAGAUAAAACAAUUUCUGUAAUUUUCCGUUUAUAUAUUUGUCGUAACUAAUUUUUCGGCGUUUUUCACGGGCCCGUUCGUUCUACGUAAUAAUAAAAUAUAUUCAUUAUUAAUAUUAUGAUAUUUUUCUUUGUAUCAACUCCUCCGACUCUCGACUUUCAUUAGUAUUAUUAUUA